This is a messenger RNA of Adineta steineri, 351 nucleotides long. NCBI's taxonomy places the organism in Eukaryota, Metazoa, Rotifera, Eurotatoria, Adinetida, Adinetidae. The record is from the annotation of a GenBank genome assembly.
AUGGUAUGGCAUAUGGGACUAAUAGUUAAACUUCAUCGAAUGGGAAUUCCAAAUGAACCAUUGAAGAUCAUCGUAAGUUGGCUAGAAUCAAGAAAAGCAUUAGUACUUUUGGGUAUAUUAAAAUUUAAUGUCAAGCACCAUCAAAAGUUGUCCGUUUCCAAACCCAAUCGGAAAAGAACGUUGUCGAAAACAAAUCAAUUAGGACGAAUUAGAACAACAUCUGAUGAAACCCCUCAUCAUAUGGAAAAACAAAAGGCCAUUGAAAUGGCCAACUAUGCUAGGAAAGCAUCACCCUCAACUCGAGCAACUACAACAACAACAAGCAAAAAACCAUCAUUUGUAAGUAACUGA